Molecule: messenger RNA, 10197 nt
Organism: Salvelinus fontinalis (brook trout)
Lineage: Eukaryota; Metazoa; Chordata; Actinopteri; Salmoniformes; Salmonidae
Product: kinesin-associated protein 3-like
Exons: 20
Coding region: 112-2445 (777 amino acids)
Biological process (GO): microtubule-based movement; cilium organization
Cellular component (GO): ciliary transition zone; axoneme; kinesin II complex
Molecular function (GO): kinesin binding
Source: RefSeq, a predicted model, not a curated record
GAGAGUUCAUUCUAAUAACACCGCCACUUGGUGUCAACGUUUUCCUGGUCAGUGAUUUUCGCUGUGAUUCUAUUAGAAAAGGCAUCUUUGGUUUCAUAUAAAGAGCAUAAGAUGCAGUCGGAGGAUGCACGCUAUCUGAAACGGAAAGUGAAGGGUGGUAGCCUGGACGUGCACCCUACAGAGAAAGCCCUGGUUGUUCAGUAUGAGGUGGAGGCGACCAUCCUUGGAGAGACCGGAGACGAGAUGCUGGGAGACCGCAAGAAGUGUCAGAAGAUUAUUCGUCUGAAGAGCCUGAAUACGAACACAGACAUUGCAGCGCUGGCCCGUAAGGUGGUUGAGGAGUGUAAACUCAUCCAUCCCUCCAAGCUGUCGGAGGUGGAGCAGCUGCUCUUCUAUCUACAGAACCGCAAGAAGGCCAGCGGGAAAGCAGAGAAGAGAGUGGUGAAACCAAGAGACCUAACUCCAUUUGACGGAAUGGAGAUAGACGAGGAGGCUAACAUCAACAAGGUGGACGAGUAUGUAGAGCUGCUGUAUGAAGGUAUGGAGGAGAAGGUGAAAGGAGCUACACUCAUCCUACACCUGGCCAGGAACCCUGACAACCUGGAUGAACUACUACAGAAUGAAACGGCUCUCGGCGCCCUGGCCAGAGUGCUCCGGGAGGACUGGAAGCAGAGUGUUGAGCUUGCCACCACCAUCAUCUAUGUUUUCUUCUGCUUCUCCAGUUUCUCCCAGUUCCAUGGGCUGGUGACCCACUAUAAAAUCGGAGCUCUGUGUAUGAAUGUCAUCGAACACGAACUGAAGAGAUACGACCUCUGGCAGGACGAACUGCAGAAGAAGACCAAGACAUGUGAAGACGACCCUGACAACCAGGCCUUGAGGAAGGAACAUGAGAAGGCCUUCAAGAAGUACCAGGGACUACUGGUAAAACAGGAGCAGCUGCUGAGAGUUGCUCUGUACCUGUUGUUGAACCUGGCCGAGGACACUAGGACAGAGCUGAAGAUGAGAAACAAGAACAUUGUCCACAUGCUGGUGAAGACCCUGGACCGGGAGAACGAGGAACUACUGGUCCUGGUCGUGUCCUUCCUCAAGAAACUCAGCAUCUUCCUGGAGAACAAGAACGAUAUGGCGGAGGUGGACACCGUAGAGCGUUUGUCUCGUUUGGUCCCGUGUGAACAUGAAGACCUGCUGAACAUCACGCUGCGUCUCCUCCUCAACCUCUCCUUUGACACCGGGCUACGCAGCAAGAUGGUGCAGGUCGGCUUGCUGCCCAAACUCACCUCCCUGCUGGGUGACGAGAACCACAAGCAGAUGUCCAUGUGUAUCCUGUACCACAUCAGUGUUGAUGACAGGUUCAAGUCCAUGUUCGCCUACACAGACUGCAUCCCACAGUUGAUGAAGAUGUUGUUUGAGCACGGCGAGGAGAGGAUCGAUGCUGAGCUCAUCUCCUUCUGUAUCAACCUGGCAGCUAACAAGAAGAACGCUCAGCUCAUCUGUGAAGGAAAUGGUCUGAAGAUGUUGAUGAAGAGAGCUCUGAAGCUGAAGGAUCCUUUACUUAUGAAGAUGAUACGAAACAUUUCUCAACACGACGGACCACCCAAACAGCUCUUCAUCGACUAUGUCGGAGACCUGGCAGCCCAGAUCAGUCCUGAUGAAAACGACGAGUAUGUGAUCGAGUGUCUGGGGACCCUGGCUAACCUCACUAUCGCUGAUCUGGACUGGGAACUGGUGCUGAAGGAGUACAACCUGGUACCUUACUUUAAAGAUAGACUCAAACCAGGCUCUGCAGAGGAUGACCUGAUACUAGAGGUGGUGAUUAUGAUCGGGACGGUGUCCAUGGACGACAGCUGUGCCGCCAUGUUGGCCAAGUCUGGCAUCAUCCCUGCUAUCAUAGAAUUACUGAAUGCCCAACAGGAGGACGAUGAGUUUGUGUGUCAGAUCGUCUAUGUGUUCUACCAGAUGGUUUUCCACCAGGCCACCAGGGAGGUCAUCAUUAAAGAGACACAGGCUCCGGCGUACCUUAUCGACCUGAUGCACGACAAGAAUGCUGAGAUACGCAAGGUCUGUGACAACACUCUGGACAUAAUCGCUGAGUAUGAUGAGGAGUGGGGGAGGAAGACUCAGAGAGAGAAGUUCCGAUGGCAUAACUCUCAGUGGUUGGAGAUGGUGGAGAGUAGGCAGAUGGAGGAGGGAGAGCCCUAUAUGUACGGAGAGGAUGGAGAGAUGGACAGACCUGACCUCUUCUACAGCACUGAUGGGAUCACCCCUGCGUCAGGAGCCGUCAGUCCAGACUUCUUCAGUGAUCCCUACGCCCAGAAUGGAGACGGACAACACGGUGGAGGAGCUGACGGGUUUGACCUGACUACGGGGACAUCGAGUCGCCCGGCCACCGGCUUCGGCUUCAGACCAGACGAGCAUUUCUCCUACGAUUACACUUCUUCCAGAUAAACCAAUCACCAUCCACAGAGUCUGACCAAUCACCAUCCACAGAGUCUGACCAAUCACCAUCCACAGUCUGACCAAUCACCAUCCACAGAGUCUGACCAAUCACCAUCCACAGAGUCUGACCAAUCACCAUCCACAGAGUCUGACCAAUCCCCAUCCACAGAGUCUGACCAAUCCCCAUUCACUAUGAACACUGACCAAUCCCCAUUCACUAUGAACACUGACCAAUCCCCAUUCACUAUGACCACGGACCAAUCCCCAUUCACUAUGAACACUGACCAAUCCCCAUUCACUAUGAACACUGACCAAUCCCCAUUCACUAUGAACACUAGGUGUGGCUCCCUUCCUAUUCCCAUAGGAACGUGUUGAGAGUAGAGCACUGUUUCUGAAAUAGGGUACCAUUUCAGAUGCACCCUAACUAGAGGUAGUGAUGUAGGGUUUCAGAUGCACCCUAACUAGAGGUAGUGAUGUAGGGUUUCAGAUGCACCCUAACUAGAGGUAGUGAUGUAGGGUUUCAGAUGCACCCUAACUAGAGGUAGUGAUGUAGGGUUUCAGAUGCACCCUAACUAGAGGUAGUGAUGUAGGGUUUCAGAUGCACCCUAACUAGAGGUAGUGAUGUAGGGUUUCAGAUGCACCCUAACUAGAGGUAGUGAUGUAGGGUUUCAGAUGCACCCUAACUAGAGGUAGUGAUGUAGGGUUUCAGAUGCACCCUAACUAGAGGUAGUGAUGUAGGGUUUCAGAUGCACCCUAACUAGAGGUAGUGAUGUAGGGUUUCAGAUGCACCCUAACUAGAGGUAGUGAUGUAGGGUUUCAGAUGCACCCUAACUAGAGGUAGUGAUGUAGGGUUUCAGAUGCACCCUAACUAGAGGUAGUGAUGUAGGGUUUCAGAUGCACCCUAACUAGAGGUAGUGAUGUAGGGUUUCAGAUGCACCCUAACUAGAGGUAGUGAUGUAGGGUUUCAGAUGCACCCUAACUAGAGGUAGUGAUGUAGGGUUUCAGAUGCACCCUAACUAGAGUUAGUGAUGUAGGGUUUCAGAUGCACCCUAACUAGAGGUAGUGAUGUAGGGUUUCAGAUGCACCCUAACUAGAGGUAGUGAUGUAGGGUUUCAGAUGCACCCUAACUAGAGUUAGUGAUGUAGGGUUUCAGAUGCACCCUAACUAGAGUUAGUGAUGUAGGGUUUCAGAUGCACCCUAACUAGAGGUAGUGAUGUAGGGUUUCAGAUGCACCCUAACUAGAGGUAGUGAUGUAGGGUUUCAGAUGCACCCUAACUAGAGGUAGUGAUGUAGGGUUUCAGAUGCACCCUAACUAGAGGUAGUGAUGUAGGGUUUCAGAUGCACCCUAACUAGAGGUAGUGAUGUAGGGUUUCAGAUGCACCCUAACUAGAGGUAGUGAUGUAGGGUUUCAGAUGCACCCUAACUAGAGGUAGUGAUGUAGGGUUUCAGAUGCACCCUAACUAGAGUUAGUGAUGUAGGGUUUCAGAUGCACCCUAACUAGAGGUAGUGAUGUAGGGUUUCAGAUGCACCCUAACUAGAGGUAGUGAUGUAGGGUUUCAGAUGCACCCUAACUAGAGGUAGUGAUGUAGGGUUUCAGAUGCACCCUAACUAGAGGUAGUGAUGUAGGGUUUCAGAUGCACCCUAACUAGAGGUAGUGAUGUAGGGUUUCAGAUGCACCCUAACUAGAGGUAGUGAUGUAGGGUUUCAGAUGCACCCUAACUAGAGGUAGUGAUGUAGAGUUUCAGAUGCACCCUAACUAGAGGUAGUGAUGUCGGGCGUGUCAUGACUGAAACAUUCAGCAGUAACCAUCAUCAUUUCCUGGUUUUACUCUUCUUCUGUGUGCUAAUGCGAGCUGACAGCCAUAUAUAUGUGUUUUAUAUAUAUAUAUAUAUAUACACUCGAUUAACUGGAUCUGAAAUGAUUCAAAUGUAUUAUUGUAAUGUUUUGAUUAUUCAGGCGAUGCUAAGGUGCGAAUAUCAUGCUAGAUGUCGACUUUUAUUUGAAGGUGAAGUAGCAGAGGGUUUAUAUUAUGCUGUGUAGACAUCUACAUGUUUAUAUUAUCACACAAACCACACACACUUCUGCAUGUAUAUUACUUAUAAACUAAGAACCACUGAAUCAUUAGUAAAAAAAAAGAAAGAUUGUCAUUAAAAUAUACUUUCAGUACAGGCUACUAAGGUAGGCUUGAAACCACUUGAAUGUAGAAUUAAAGGUGCUACACAUUUAUUUCUUUUAUUGUUUUGUCGUUGUAAUUUCACAAAAUUGUCCGUAAUAUAUCUGCACUAAUAGUGUUUAACAGGAUCACUUACCCGAUAGUGUUGUGAUUGGCUGUGAUGUUAACUUUGAGUUUUUACAUUUAAGUCAUUUAGCAGACGCUCUUAUCCAAAGCGACUUACAAAUUGGAAAGUUCGUACAUAUUCAUCCUGGUCCCCCCGUGGGAAUUGAACCCACAACCCUGGCGUUGCAAGCACCAUGCUCUACCAACUGAGCCACACGGGACCACCUUAUUAACUUUGAGUUUUUCUCCCACCAGAGACAGAAUCUGUUGUUUUGACUUUGUGGCUGUGUUAACUAGUAGAAAUCGGCUCAAGUGGGAAUUUCCUGGUUGCAAAAAAAAUUCAACACUUUUUCGCUCAAUUUCAGUUUUUGUGAGAAAACAAGUACUGAAUACUGUAGGGAAUCACUGUACCAUCUAAAUCACUGUGAACUAUCUUUUCAAUAACAAAAAAAAAACUUUUUGAAGCUGGUGGACCAAAACCAAAAGUUAAAGGCUCAGACGUGAGUCUCCAUCAUGUUACAGGGAAGUAGAAUGCAAGGGGAGGGGGGAGAUUUGUUUUGAAUGCAGCACAAAGCUGUUGCAAUUCCCCUAGCUGCCACAUGGGGGAGAAAUUCAGAGUGUAGCACCUUUAAGUUAUUCUUAUUAUAUCUGCAUGAACAGACAAACCACUCACGUUGUCAGCUUUGGCUCCAGAAUCACGUUACUCUAGUUAUAUGUAACAUAGCCUCAUAUGCUCUUCAAGGCUACUGCUAUUGUCUGCUUGAGUCAACGUACUGCAUUUAAUCACCAUUAAAUACUCAAUACACUGUAGAGUGCAUACCUUGUAACUACACGUAACAACAACAAAAAAAUAUGCACUAGUUAACGAUGUAUAAUGUGUAUAUAUACUAAUGUGUUGGGUCAGACUGUAUUGGCCCUGCAGGCUAGCCCUAACCAAGACUAGAAACAGGUGUUUAGAGAGUUCUGACAUUGACGUUUCUCCAUUAUGAUGCGCUUACAUGACACUACAACAUUCUAUAUCACUAUGACAGCCAUGUUAGAACCCCAUUAACAUGACACUACAACAUUCUAUAUCACUAUGACAGCCAUGUUAGAACCCCAUUAACAUGACACUACAACAUUCUAUAUCACUAUAGCAGCCAUGUUAGAACCCCAUUAACAUUUACAUUUACAUUUAAGUCAUUUAGCAGACGCUCUUAUCCAGAGCGACUUACAAGUACAUACAUUCAUACUUUUUUGUACUGGCCCCCCGUGGGAAACGAACCCACAACCCUGGCGUUGCAAGCGCCAUGCUCUACCAACUGAGCUACACGGGACAUUAACAUGACACUACAACAUUCUAUAUCACUAUGACAGCCAUGUUAGAACCCCAUUAACAUGACACUACAACAUUCUAUAUCACUAUGACAGCCAUGUUAGAACCCCAUUAACAUGACACUACAACAUUCUAUAUCACUAUGACAGCCAUGUUAGAACCCCAUUAACAUGACACUACAACAUUCUAUAUCACUAUAACAGCCAUGUUAGAACCCCAUUAACAUGACACUACAACAUUCUAUAACAGCCAUGUUAGAACCCCAUUAACAUGACACUACAACAUUCUAUACCAGCCAUGUUAGAACCCCAUUAACAUGACACUACAACAUUCUAUAACAGCCAUGUUAGAAACCCAUUAACAUGACACUACAACAUUCUAUAUCACUAUAGCAGCCAUGUUAGAACCCCAUUAACAUGCCACUACAACAUUCUAUAUCACUAUGACAGCCAUGUUAGAACCCCAUUAACAUGACACUACAACAUUCUAUAUCACUAUGACAGCCAUGUUAGAACCCCAUUAACAUGACACUACAACAUUCUAUAACAGCCAUGUUAGAACCUCAUUAACAUGACACUACAACAUUCUAUAACAGCCAUGUUAGAACCCUAUUAACAUGACACUACAACAUUCUAUAACAGUCAUGUUAGAACCCCAUUAACAUGACACUACAACAUUCUAUAACAGCCAUGUUGGAGCUCAUUAACAUGACACUACACCAUUCUAUAACAGCCAUGUUAGAACCCCAUUAACAUGACACUACACCAUUCUAUAACAGUCAUGUUAGAGCACAUUAACAUGACACUACAACAUUCUAUAUCACUAUGACAGCCAUGUUAGAACCCCAUUAACAUGACACUAUAACAUUCUAUAACAGCCAUGUUAGAGGCCCAUUAACAUGACACUACAAUAUUCUAUAACAGCCAUGUUAGAACCCCAUUAACAUGACACUACACCAUUCUAUAACAGCCAUGUUAGAACCCCAUUAACAUGACACUACAACAUUCUAUAACAGCCAUGUUAGAACCCCAUUAACAUGACACUACAACAUUCUAUAACAGCCAUGUUAGAGGCCCAUUAACAUGACACUACAAUAUUCUAUAACAGCCAUGUUAGAACCCCAUUAACAUGACACUACACCAUUCUAUAACAGCCAUGUUAGAACCCCAUUAACAUGACACUACAACAUUCUAUAACAGCCAUGUUAGAACCCCAUUAACAUGACACUAUAACAUUCUAUAACAGCCAUGUUAGAACCCCAUUAACAUGACACUACAACAUUCUAUAACAGCCAUGUUAGAACCCCAUUAACAUGACACUACAACAUUCUAUAACAGCCAUGUUAGAACCCCAUUAACAUGACACUACAACAUUCUAUAACAGCCAUGUUAGAACCCCAUUAACAUGACACUAUAACAUUCUAUAACAGCCAUGUUAGAACCCCAUUAACAUGACACUACAACAUUCUAUAACAGCCAUGUUAGAACCCCAUUAACAUGACACUAUAACAUUCUAUAACAGCCAUGUUAGAACCCCAUUAACAUGACACUACAACAUUCUAUAACAGCCAUGGCUCUGGACGUUUCUGACUGGUGUUAGUGGAAUUAAAUAAUUCCUCUAAUGUACUCAUUAAUUAAAUUCAAUCUGUCUAUUUAUAAGAAUUUGUAAGAUACUUAUUAACAUAAAAUAGACAGGAUACAGUCUUAUUAAAAUUAGAUAAUAGUGUUUAUUCUCGGAGCACGCUCCCAUUUGAUCAUAACCAACAGUUUAUAUACAAGAUAUGACGUCAUAGUUUACAGAAUAAAUCUCCUCGUCCUGGCCUAUAUAUAAUAGGUUCAAAAGUUCAUUCCAACUUCUCAGCGCACACACAUGACACACAAUAUAAUCAAUCCUCCUGAAGGCUCCCUAUAAUUUAUUACCACUUUAGCAGACAACUCAAGAUAAUGGAAGACCUAAAAAGUUACCCACAGCCUUAUCUAAACACCUCAGGGCUAAGUUGGGUCAGUUCAACCAUAGUUUAACGACCCUUUCUGCUUACUUUAUAACCCACAACACAAAUCUCUUUUCACCAGGCGUGCAGAGUUCAAUUAGUUAUAUUUUUAUCUAAAGCUAAAAAAAUAAUCAUUAUUUAUUAACAAAAUUCCUAACACUGGUCUUGGAACCAUGACAACGGACAGCCCCUCCCCGCUUGGCUCUGAACGUUUCUGACUGGUCUUGGAACCAUGACAACGGACAGCCCCUCCCCGCUUGGCUCUGAACGUUUCUGACUGGUCUUGGAACCAUGACAACGGACAACCCCUCCCCGCUUGGCUCUGAACGUUUCUGACUGGUCUUGGAACCAUGACAACGGGCAGCCCCUCCCCGCUUGGCUCUGAACGUUUCUGACUGGUCUUGGAACCAUGACAACGGGCAGCCCCUCCCCGCUUGGCUCUGAACGUUUCUGACUGGUCUUGGAACCAUGACAACGGGCAGCCCCUCCCCGCUUGGCUCGAUGGGAUGUGUAGGGAUUUUGCCAACACAUCCAGAUAUGUACGGUCUUGUACCCAUAACUUUUUUUUAAAGCGACUAUUUGUUGAUUAAAUCAGACUUUAUUUAUACCAGGAAUGAACAAGUUAAUUUACAUAAAUAAUAAUCAUUAUAAAGCAACUGUACAGAGUGCCAAAUGGCUACGAUGAAUGGUUAAAUUACUUUCAGGCACGAAGGAUUAACAGAGCUCCUCCUCGCCACUCUAUAGCGCUAGUGGUGACCGAGUCCAUGGUAUCGGAGUCGUUGGAGUCCACACUCUCUCGACAAUAUGCUCUAAACCAGGGGUAUUCAAAUCUUACCAUACGAAGUGUGGAGCCCGCUGGUUCUCCGUUCUACCUGAUCAUUAAUUACGCCCACCUGGUGUCCCAGGUCUAAAUCAGUCCCUGAUUACAGAACGCAGUGGAACUGGCUUCGGGGUCCAGAGUUGAGUUUGGGGGCUCUACAUAACGCUGUCUAGAAUUCAAAACAAUAUUCUACAUUGUAAAAGUUGGCCCAACUGUCUAAAUAUAUGGCUAUGAGACCGAGACAGUGUUACCCAGGUGGUAUUACUAUAUUGAUGGUGGUAGACAGUGGUGGGCUUUUGCAAUGAUGGUAAAAAAAAUCAGUAGGCUACAUUUUGGUUUGAAUAAAUAGAAAGGCUUCAACGGACAGUAAAUGUUUUACACAGAAAGCAACGUGCCAGAACAUGCAGCGGCAGUAGACAGUAGCAGUAGGCGGCAGUAGGCGGCAGUAGACAGUAGCAGUAGGCGGCAGUAGGCGGCAGUAGGCAGUAGCAGUAGGCGGCAGUAGGCAGUAGCAGUAGGCGGCAGUAGACAGUAGCAGUAGGCGGCAGUAGGCAGUAGCAGUAGGCAGUAGCAGUAGGCAGCAGUAGGCGGUAGUAGGCGGCAGUAGGCAGUAGCAGUAGGCGACAGCAGUAGGCGGCAGUAGACAGUAGCAGUAGGCGACAGCAGUAGGCGGCAGUAGACAGUAGCAGUAGGCGGCAGCAGUAGGCGGCAGUAGGCGGCAGUAGGCGGCAGUAGACAGUAGCAGUAGGCGGCAGUAGGCGGCGGCAGUAGGCGGCAGGAUACACUUUUAUAGCCACUUCCUACUCUGUGGCACACUUCACCAUUUAAUGACUUGUGUUGCUGGUUGACAAUAGUGCUUUAUUUGAUAUGUACUAUGUUUAUAUGUACAGUACUCUCUGUUAGAGGUUUCUUAUUUUCUCAGUUUAUAUUAAAUAUGAUUUUAUAUUAGAGCUUUUGUUUAUUGUUUGUUUUAUAGAGGUCAUGUUUAAUUAUUUUCUUAAUUGUAUUUAAAGUGUUACUUUAUUGUGUUACUAAGGGGAGACAGCAGCACGGUAGUGUAUCUGAUGUGUGCCUGAAGCUCGUAGGAACCACUGCUGUAGCAUUCUCUGCUGCUUUGAAGCAUUCUCUGCUGCUUUGAAGCAUUCUCUGCUGCUUUGAAGCAUUCUCUGCUGCUUUGAAGCAUUCUCUGCUGCUUUGAAGCAUUCUCUGCUUCUUUGAAGCAUUCUCUGCUGCUUUGAAGCAUUCUCUGCUGCUUUGAAGCAUUCUCUGCUGCUUUGAAGGACCUUAUAAAACCAUAUGAGGGAUUCAUUGGUGUGGAAUGUGAACAUUAGUGCAAUUAAAAUCACUGUUCAAAUUCA